Hypomesus transpacificus is the source of this 3907-nucleotide messenger RNA. RefSeq names its product calcium-binding protein 1-like. The transcript has 8 exons. Bases 1896 to 2720 code for a protein of 274 amino acids. The record is from RefSeq and is a predicted model, not a curated record. Gene Ontology annotation, molecular function: calcium ion binding. Lineage: Eukaryota; Metazoa; Chordata; Actinopteri; Osmeriformes; Osmeridae.
GAGGGAGGGAGGAAGAGAGAGAGAGAAGGGAGAGAGAGAGGGGAUGGUGAGCGACUGAACAAGCAAUCUUGCAUUUUCGACUUGGAGGGCUUUCAUUUGGCUUAGAAGACACGCAUCCCGUCCAUUCUUUCUCCUGUCUUCGCGUCCUGGGUUCUUCCCUCCGUUCCUCUUGUUGGCUUUCUUUCGACUUUCUUUUGUUCAAUCGAUAUCCUCCGGUCUCUCUCUCCUUCCCUCUCUCACCCCUUCACUGUCCUUCCCACCGGGCCAGUCUACUGAUCCCGUAUUCCUCGUCUCUCUCUCCCCCCUGUCUCUCCCUGUCUCCCCCCUCUCGUUUAAUCGUUUAAGUUGUUGACCCACUGAACCCCCUCCUUUCCCAACCCCCCCCCCAAACCUCUCUCGAUCACAUGCAUGCCCAGAUACACACGCACAUGCACACACACACGCAUACACGUGCACACACGCACCGACACACAAACACAGAAAAAACACACACCGAGAGGACUCUUACUAUGGGAAACUGUGUCAAAUCUCCGCUUAAACAUUUCUCCAAAAAGGUAAGGUUUUUCUGUGUGCCGUUCCUGUGGACUGCCUGGAGCCCCCAGACUGUUGGCAAAUCCUUGUCCCCCCUCUCUUUCCUCAACCCCCCCCUCCCCCCUCUGCUCUCUCUGUUCCCUACAUGACUGGAGGCUAUUGGACCAGCCUGGACUGUGUUGGACUGGACUUGAAUUGGCGUACGGGGGGGUGAGUGUGCUAUGCUGGGACAGUCGGUGUAGUAUUGGAUAGUUUAGUGUCAAGUGGGAGCAGUUUGUGUAGCAUUAAAUUGUCUUGGAGUUGGUUGUCGUGUGGAAUUGAAAUUGGCAGAGCAGGGCAGGGUUAGUGAGUGGUGUUCUGGACUGUGCUGUGUUGCGGCGGGCGGGCAGCGCUCAUGAGAACCGACAGGCCAGCCCAGGAUCUGAGGCACUGGGCUCUUCCUCUCAACCCCAGUGAGGAGAGUUAGUCAACCAGCAUGGAAACCAGUCCCUGACUCGAGAUUAAAUAUCCUCAAAUCGAUUCAUGGUACAGCAUCAACCCUGUAUGUCAAAUGCUUUGCGUACCUCAGGUGAUAUCAGGCUGGGUUGUUUUUGUAGUGAUAUUACUCACUGUGAUUGGGUCGAGGUUCUGUGGGUGUUGAUAUCACUGUGAUUGGGUCGAGGCUCUUUGGGUGUUGAUAUCACUGUGAUUGGUUCGAGGCUCUUUGGGUGUUGAUAUCACUGUGAUUGGGUCGAGGCUCUGUGGGUGUCUGUGGGGGGUGAAGUGAGUCGUCUCUCUGCUUCUUCAGAGGCUCUCAACUCCUAGCGCUCCGUCAACAGCUCUAUCGUCGUUGUCGUCGUGGCGCCGGCUUGGUUGUGGAGUGCGUCCUCCACAUGAGUCACUCCGCCGAGCCCUCGCACCAGCACUUCACCUCUGAAGGGAGGCUGAGGACCAAAGCUGCCACCAGGUGGCGCUGUCCUGUGGUGCCCGGCACUGACACACGUGGAGGUCUGACUUGAUGAUCUACCCGUCAUGUAGGAGACGCUGUUGUUGUUAUUGUUGUUGAUAGAGCGAGCUACUGUAACACUUCAGAUCCAGGAGGGAGAGAGAGGGAAACAUGGCUGGACGUCGUUAGACCACCCAGUGUCUCACAAGUGUGCGUUGACAGACAUUCCGUUUCGACAUAAGAAAGACAAGAUGACAAACAAAAUGAGGCUCCUGUCCGCCAGUGCCAAAGUCCCACAAAUAGAUUCUCCACCUCUCCCCAGCAGCUGCUCCCUCACGAGCACGGACAAUAUGACGAGCAACUGUUGAAGCCAUCUGUCCAGCACACCCAUGCUCACGCGCUUGGCUGCUUCUCGUUUCCCCGACUCCCCCGUCCUAAGAUGGGGGUUUGUCCCGUGGUCCUGGUCAGCUGCACCAGAGGGGGGCGCCCGCUCCACGUUUGGGGGGCGCUGGACAUCAGCGGACCCUUUGAUGGCGUGGCAUCUCUUCCUGGAUCACGUGGCCGGAUUACCCAGCAGGCAUUGCUUUCCCGUGGCUGGUGCUGGCGCGUUAGCAGAUGGAGAGUGAAGGUCACGCGUUUUAGAGGGACCAGAAGAGAAGCUACAAAGCCGUGCAGGGCGAGGAGGGGGGCUCGGGGGGGGCCUACCACGAGCCCCUGGCCCAAAACGGGGCCCACAUGCACAACGUGCUGGGCCCUGCCUGCAUCUUCCUACGCAAGGGCUUCGCAGAUAACCGGCAGGCUGUACGACAGACAACUGCGACCAGAGGAGAUGGAUGAGCUGCGCGAGGCCUUUAGGGAGUUUGAUAAGGACAAGGACGGCUUCAUCGGCUGUAAGGACCUGGGGAACUGCAUGAGGACCAUGGGAUACAUGCCCACUGAGAUGGAGCUGAUUGAACUGAGUCAGCAGAUCAACAUGAACCUUGGAGGACAUGUAGACUUUGAGGACUUUGUGGAGCUGAUGGGGCCCAAACUUCUGGCUGAAACGGCAGACAUGAUUGGAGUGAAAGAGCUAAGGGAUGCUUUCAAAGAGUUUGACACCAACGGCGACGGUCAAAUUAGCACCGCCGAGCUCAGAGAAGCCAUGAAGAAACUUCUAGGCCAACAAGUUGGCCACAGAGAUCUGGAGGACAUCCUGCAGGAUAUUGACCUGAAUGGAGAUGGACAUGUUGACUUUGAAGAGUUUGUGCGGAUGAUGUCUCGCUGAGGGGGGAGGAUGUACGCGUCUCGGAACCGAACAUGCCCGCUCCCGACGAGAGAGGAGGGGCAGAGACGGCGGCGAGCCCAGACCUAUUGACCUCCGACCUCCGACCAAGAGGAAACACGACAUAUCAACCCUGCCCUGUCACUGCCACAUCUUGCAUCGAGAACAGGGGCCACUGGAUCCACGGUGGACCCCAUGUCCCCCGUGAUGAUAACGCUGCUGUCGCUGACGGCAACAGCGUCCCCGUGACGACAUGAUGCUGUAGUUGCUGACAACGCAACAGAUCAACGACACACGCCUCACACAUAUUAACCUUGUAUAUUUCAAAUAGCGCUGACACCAUUUGUACUGUGUGUGUUUACAGUAGGUAGUAAGAGCGAGGUGCUUUAUUGAGCUACUUCACUCUCGCCCAGUGCCACUGUCGGUCGUGGCAGUAGCAUAGUAAAUGAGACAUUUUUAGCACUUUUUACACAUAGUGUCUGGUCUUUAGCAUAAUGGACACCGUACAUACACUUUUAAAGUCAAUAGAUUAUUUAUUUGACCUUUUUUAAAUAUGAACUCUCUCUGUCUGUGUGUGUGUGUGUGGGUGAGUGUGUGUGCGCGUGUGUCAGUGUUUACAAGUCUUAAUGUCUUAAUCUACUAACUGUGAAGAGUUUAUGUCAAACCUAAGGCAUAUAGCCAGUUUGUCUCAGUUUGAUUUAAAUGUUGUCUAUUUGCACUAAUGCACUUCUUCGCAUUUAUAUCAUUAUCAACACAUUUCAAGCAAGAGUCUAUGAUGAGCGUACAAAGGAGAGGUUUCCUUGAACGAAGGGCAUCUAGGCUAUAGGAGAAUUGUAGACUCAUAGAUCAGAUGAAGAGAUAAAACAUGUACUUCUGAUUAAUGUAAUUCCUUGUUUUGCACAUUUUCCUGCAUGUAAACUAAGAAUACAUAUAUGAUUUUAGUGAAGUUACCAUCCACAUAGAAAGGAAUGGUGCACCAAUGAGGGAAAAAAAAACAGAACAUUUGCACCUGUGUGAGAGAUGUCUUAUGUGUCAGAGGGAUAGGCCUUCUGUGUUUAUUGAUGAUGUGUUUUACGUGUUUUUGUGUGUUCACUCUAAACUGUCUUAAUUGUACGUUAAUUUGUAUUUCAUGUGUGAUUCUAUGCAUGCCAAAAACUGAAUUACAUCCAUUUGUAGCAGGUGACUAGAUA